GCCAAGGUACAAGCGUACUAGGAAAGCUGAUCAUUCUCAAAGCCCCAAGAGGAGGAAACUAGCCCUCGAAUCACGACGUCGAUUUCUUCUUUCCACCGUCCCCUCCAACUCAGCUAGUGGACUGACUAUCCUGCUAACAUCGCCGUAGGGCCUCUUAAAAGCCCUAAUAAUCCCCAAUCCGAAUACUUGGUUGAGACACUUAUCCGGAACCAAUUUUCCAUCGCUGUGAGCUGCCUUCGAGAGAACGUUCGGCUCUAGGUGGCGGGUAGAUCAGGCGCCUGCGCACCCUAGACAGAAAUCUAAACAAUCAACCGAGAAAUCCGCCGAUAACCUCUUCUCCUCCGCAUAUAUUUCCGCCUUGCAACCCGUGAUUCUCCCUCGACGUCUUCUCUUCGUUACAGGAGCUAGCCCUCUAUCUUCAUAGAUGAGUUCUUGUUCCUAACCAGAGACUCACUUAAUUUUUACAUGCAGUCACCUCACACGUGAUCUUACGGACUCACCGAACAAGGUAAAUUUCAACAACACCCGUGUCGCUUUUCACUCCCUCCCUACGCUCAUUCCCAUCUACACAUUCGGCUUCCUCCCAUUUCGGCCGUUGGUGGUUUAAAUUCUCACUCCGUCAAAUUUAGCGGACGAAAGCGUUGUUCUCCCUGUUCAUUAUAGUCUUAGGUGGAUGCUCUUGGUGAAUCAGCUAUCAAGAUGAGUUCCGGCGACAACUCGGAUCGCGCGGCGGAGCUCCGCCAGGAACAACGCAGAGCGAUUCACAAUCUGCAGUUGGAAUCACAUCCUCGAGCCCUUACGUCUCCCCGUAUUCUCAGGCGGUUCCUCGAGUCUCGGCUUCAUGAGCUCCUGGUUAACUGCGACUGUAACAGCCACGAAAUGCUCUUAAUUUCGACGCAAUCUUUCCGGGACGCGGACACAGCUUUUGUCUCAACAUUUUGCGGACGAUGUCGGUACCAUUUCCACGUGCGGAGUAAUUUCAAGCAUGCUAGGCCAUACGACGAGGUACAUCACCUCAUGCACAUGCUUAUCCCCAGCGCCCAGCGGUCGGAAAAGGAACUGCAAGCGGAACGCGCCGGUUAUGAUGACACUAUCGGCUAUGCUAAGUUCAUAUGCGCCGUUGAUGAAUGUCUGUUCAACAUCGAGAUCUCUGUUAUGCCUCCGAAAAUAUUGCUGAGUGAGUUGCGGGCUCUCAACGAUAACAGCCGAGUCGCGCACAAUCUCAAACUCGCUCGGGAGGAAGAUGAACAGAGGUAUUCGGAUGUUAGCGACGACUACGGGAUUGGAACCACCAGUGUGCUUAAUACGUAUCUUAACGAUGCGCUUCAGCAUACCGGAGAGCGGCCACUCAGAAUUAAGAAGCGCAACAAGAAGUUCCGGGUGACAAUCAGCACGGAUUUUGACCCCCUACUGAGACGCCUCGGAUUCUACGAGGGGAACGAAGCCGAAACUGAUGAGGCGUGCUGGUUCAUUACUACGCCAAAGGAGGAGCGGGACCCCACACCCGUUCAGACAUUGAGAGCGUUGAUGGAGGAUGCGCAGGCGGAGCUCGAGGCCAUUUUGUGCUUCAAAUCAAAACCUGCUUGGGAUCCACUUGUCGCGGCCUUUCAAGGUGACUACUUAGAUAUUGCGCUCGACCCUAACCAGAUCUCGCGAAUUUCAGAGACAGACUUGGACCUGCUAGGCUGUCUAGUAGGCUACCCGCCUCGACAUUUCAGCUGGGCUGCUAUACUCUUAGCUGGGUUGAAACCACAGUUCCGAGAUAGAUACCUAGAUGCGGGCCUGCGUUGCAUUCUCGAUCGCAGUGUUGACGCGUCGACGGAUAUCGUCAUGUACAAAUCCCAAUUCGACGAACUAUCUUCCAUGGAAAGGAGGAUACGGGAAGCUUUCGAUUUUUUCAAGGCUUCUCCUGAAGAUGGGCUCACUUCUAUCUGGUUUAUCCAAGCAUACGACGCGAUGACUAAAGCCAACUGCAGUGACGAUUAUAAAGCUCAAGCCGAGCAGCAUCUCGAAGUCAUCGGCAACUAUCUAGAUCGAGAUAUUCUGAGCGAGAUUACCUCUCAGGCUCCGAAUCAUCCAGUUAGCCCAGUGGAAAUGAGCUACUCUACGGCAGCAGGUCUACUGGGUGUGGAAACUCACUAUACGGCGGAGAUCAUCUCCGAAUUCGUUGGUCGAAUAUUACUCGACGAUACUACAGACCGCGUGAAGGUUGUGGAGGCUCUAAAUGUUCUAUCGGAAUACAAGAGCCAACAAAACGAGGCAGACGAGGCAAAAAGCCUGCGAGAGCUUGCCGAAAUCGUUGCGGCUACCGAAGGCGCACCGACAUUAGUCCCCGAGCCUCAAUCAUCGGUACAGCAAACAUCAUCUUUGGCCACGCCCCCGGGACUGAAGAAUAUCGGCAACACAUGCUACCUAAACAGUCUCUUACAAUAUUUCUAUAACGUCAAGGUUGUACGUGAUCUUGUAUUAGACUUCGACCAAGCCAAGCUUGAUCUUGACGAGGAGACGAUUGGGCGACGCCGAACAGGGGGUAACGGGACAAGCGUCAGUCUCGAAGAAGCUAUCGUCGCUAGGCAAUUCGUCGAGAUGCUCCGGGACUUAUUUACCGAUUUACAGACGACUACUAACGCCGCUGCCCAACCAUCGCAGAAGCUUGCCAACACCGCACUCUCUUCGGCGAGAGACAUCCUGGACCGGCGAUCGCAGAACAAGCCGCCGCCACUGCCAGCCCGUCCUUCGCCGGCGCCGCCGACCCUGCCGCAGACUAGCGACACCGAUGCCGUAAAUAAUGCGGUGAACAUCACAGUUGAGACCGUAAAUCCUCACCAUGAGGUUACUAGCUCUAGGAGUUCCCAAACUCUAGUUGACGAGGGCGAUGACACAACGAUGUCAUACACCCAAUCCGAGAUUGAAGAAGUUAAGGAGUCCUUAGUCAAAGUGUUCGAAGGCUCUGCCCCUUCUUCGCAAUUCGAGGGCAAUAACCCCUCCGUUCCUCAAUCGCGCGAUGCUACAAGCGUACAAAAUUCUUCUGAGCCUUUGAGUCUCGACGAAAGGAUCGCUCAAGUCUCUCGCCGUCUAGAACACUCGGACCGAUCGGGAACGACCCAAGAGGACGUGGGAGAAAUUAUCGGCUACAUACUAGAACAUUUUAUGCGUGCAAUCCGUCCAGAUGGCCCGAUGCCUGACAAACCGGAGCUGCAAGCUGACAAGAUUACGGACACCUUUUUCACAACAAUCGUCAAUUCCACAGUGAAGACCCAGAAGGGCUAUCCAACCAGCGCUCUCGCGUCACGCUCCGAGAGUCCCCUUAACGUGGAAAUCGUUCCGGAGCGUUGGAUAACGGCCUACCCAGACGGUACGAACAAUGUUAAAUGCACAUUGUUCGAAGCUUUAGAUCGUUACUUCUCAUACGAGUUAAUCGGGGACGGGAACCACGCGCGAUAUAGCAGUAUUCGAACACUCCCACCCAUUGUGCACAUCUGCAUUCAACGAACCACCCAAAGGGGUAAGAACGAGAAUCCGGUCAUCAUACCAGAGAUACUGUUUUUAGAUCGGUACAUGGAGUCCGAAGAGGACUCGCAGCUAUGGCUCACCCGUAAAAGGGCAUGGGCACUUAAGGAGCGCCUCAAGGAACUCGAGGUCGAGUAUACCCAUAACAUCCAAGCCGACCCCGAGAAGUUGCGCGCGAUUACGUCUGCGAAGGACGCCGAGUACCGAAAGUACGGGGAGCCAGUGGUGCAAGAGGGGCACGAGGAGUUUGAGAAGCAGAGGGUGCAUCGGAAACCGCAGAAGCUUGAAAGCAUGGACACAUCGGAAAUAGCAGCAUACAUCGCAAAGGCGCCCCCCGAUAUAAUGGACCAAGCGCCUACGGGACAAACGAUAUUGGAGGAUAUACCCCGAGGACGAAAACGGAGGCUCGCUAACGCACAAGAAAAUGGGCUUUCGAAGAGAGUUGCCGUCUCGCCUUCGUCGACCGAGGACCUGACUAAAGUGGAAUUCGCCGAAUCUACUUGGGAGGCCAAUAAACCGCUGGAAGCGAUGACACGAGCGGAGCUUGUUGACCUCCGCCAGAGGGAAGAGAAGACCUUCGAAGCUAUGACAAACGAGAAGUACAGCCUUCACGCUGUCAUCUGCCAUAGUGGCGGCGCCACCGCAGGACACUACUGGGUCUGGAUUCGGGAUUUCAAGCGCAACGUUUGGUAUAGAUACAACGAUGAAACGGUCACGGAGGAUACCCGCGGUUCGGAGGCCGUACUAAAGGACCUGAACGACAGCGGAAAUCCUUACUACGUCGCAUAUGUUCGCGACGAGCUACGGGAUCAAUUAGUCGACGUGCCACAGCGUUGUAGGCCCGAGGCCGGCGACUUUUCGGACGCGGGCCCAGAGGUCGAGAUGAUCGAAGGUGUGGUACCCGAGCCCGUCGAGGAAGCGCCGAACCACCAGAGCAGCUCGUGGCCAGAGACCACCGAAUGGUAAUCACCUAGGCUUUAGGACGACCGACCUAGUCUGUCCUACUAUAGUGGGGAAACAAUUAUACAUGUGGCUCAUCAGCCCCGCUGUCGCAUUGUACGGGGAGUUUAUGUGAGUCUGCAGGGAGGUGCCUAUUACGACUUAUGUCGGUGAACAUGGGAAGGCGAAUUGACAAAACGGCCAUGUUGUUCUAUCUCGCUCACGUUGGGGGGGCCUAUGACGAUGGGGACGAGCAUCGGUACCUUGAUCGUGUGGCCUAGGCGAACCGUGAAGACUUAGUUAGGAGACGUAUAAUAGAGAAAGUGGCGGGCCGGUAGAUAGACCCCAAGGAUAUGAUUCACUGCGCGACGGCGGCGGAGUGGAGAGCAUCGAGAUUACGUCUACAUAUUAGCUAAUUAACUGCACGCCUCCU
Molecule: messenger RNA, 4882 nt
Organism: Durotheca rogersii
Lineage: Eukaryota; Fungi; Ascomycota; Sordariomycetes; Xylariales; Xylariaceae
Product: cysteine proteinase
Exons: 5
Coding region: 700-4476 (1258 amino acids)
Biological process (GO): proteasome-mediated ubiquitin-dependent protein catabolic process; protein deubiquitination; regulation of proteasomal protein catabolic process
Molecular function (GO): cysteine-type deubiquitinase activity; proteasome binding
Source: RefSeq, a predicted model, not a curated record